This is a messenger RNA of Mercenaria mercenaria, 1145 nucleotides long. RefSeq names its product glyoxylate reductase/hydroxypyruvate reductase-like. The transcript has 3 exons. Bases 1 to 1047 code for a protein of 348 amino acids. Gene Ontology annotation, cellular component: cytosol. Gene Ontology annotation, molecular function: glyoxylate reductase (NADPH) activity; NAD binding; hydroxypyruvate reductase [NAD(P)H] activity. The record is from RefSeq and is a predicted model, not a curated record. Lineage: Eukaryota; Metazoa; Mollusca; Bivalvia; Venerida; Veneridae.
AUGAGUGUGCGUCCUAAACUAUACAUCAGUCAAGGAAUACCGGAAGACGGGGAGGCUAUAAAGCUGUACCGUGAGCAGUGUGAAAUUACUAUGUACGACGAGAAGAAAGGCGGUGUGGUUUCUGUGCCACGGGAAGAGUUCCUGAGAUCAAUCAAAGGAGUGGACGCAAUACACCUUGCGUACUCGGCAAAAAUUGACAACGAAGCCCUUGAUGCUGCAGGUUUGUUGAAGCUUUCUGAAAUUAUAGUUAACUGUAUAAUAUGGUGUCCUCAGCUGAAGGUUAUAGGAACAAUGUCUGUGGGUCUGGAUCAUCUAGAUUUAGUCGAAUGUUCACGCCGAACUGUCAAAGUAAGAUAUACGCCCGAUGUUCUCACAGACACCGUGGCUGAAGCGGCGAUAGCUCUUACUCUUGCCACAGCUCGGAGACAUAAAGAAGGUAUGGCCGAUGUGAUGAACGGUGUUUGGGGUUUUACAUGGAGCAAUUCUCUUUAUCUCUGUGGGAAAAACAUUAAAGGGUCGACUGUAGGAAUUGUUGGAUUGGGGCGUAUAGGCUUUGAAGUUGCUAGACGCCUCAAGGCCUUUGGUAUUAGUCACCUCAUGUAUUGUGGCAGAACCCCCAAGGAUUAUGCCUCUGAAGUUGACGGAGAAUUUGUGGCCUUUGACGACUUGUUGAAACAAUCAGACUUUGUUAUAGCAUGUUGUUCAAUAAAUCCGAGUAACCACAAACUAUUCAGUGCUGAAGCGUUCAAGAAAAUGAAAUCGUCAGCGAUACUGGUUAAUGUAUCGCGUGGUGUACUCAUUGACCAAGAUGCACUUUACGAUGCCUUGAAGACUGGAGAGCUAUAUGCAGCUGGAAUUGAUGCAACAACACCAGAACCAUUGCCCGUCGAUCAUCCACUGUUAACACUGCCUAAUUGUACAGUACUUCCCCAUCUUGGGAGUGCUUCUAUCAAUACACGACACGCAAUGGCAAAUCUUACAACACGCAACAUUUUAGCCGGUCUGAAAGGAGAGCCUCUGCCGGCACCAGUCCCUUCGCAAAAAUAAACGACUGUUUAUUAAGACACUAGCAUCAUACAGUUAAUUAAUUGGUCAGAUAGACUUAAUAACCUGUGUUACCAAAUUGCCAAUGAAGGUGGAAAUGA